AUGGUUAAACCUAUUAUAUCACCUUCUAUUCUUGCGUCGGAUUUUGCCAAUUUAGGAUGUAAUUGUAAAAGGGUAGUGGAUACCGGGGAUGUCGAUUGGUUACAUUUGGACGUUAUGGAUGGUCACUUUGUUCCCAAUAUUUCAUUUGGAGCUCCAAUUAUAGAGAGCUUGAGAAAACAGUUUCCCCGAGAUGGUAGUAAACCUAUAGUCUUUGAUUGUCACAUGAUGGUGUCGAAUCCAGAAGAAUGGAUCGAAGAUGUCGCUAGAGCCGGGGGCGACUCGUACACAUUCCACUAUGAAGCUACUAAGGAUCCCGCUUCAGUUAUAUCGAAAAUUAAGAAGCACGGAUUAAAAGCUGCUAUGGGUAUUAAGCCAAAUACUCCGAUUGAUGUAGUUUACCCAUAUGCCGAUGACUUAGACAUGGUUUUAGUUAUGACUGUAGAGCCUGGUUUCGGCGGGCAAAAGUUUAUGGAAAACAUGAUGCCCAAGGUUGAGGCUUUGAGAGCAAAAUACCCACAUUUAGACAUUGAAGUCGAUGGCGGUUUGGGCAAGGAUACAGUGAAACCGGCAGCAUUUGCAGGGGCAAAUGUGAUUGUUGCGGGAACGUCUGUAUUCAAAGCAGAAAAUCCAAAAGACGUUACGCAAUUUUUGAAGAAAACUGUUGAAGAAAGUAUAUUGGCUAGAUCUCAAUAG
Messenger RNA from Lodderomyces oxycetoniae, 693 nucleotides. RefSeq names its product ribulose-phosphate 3-epimerase. Gene Ontology annotation, cellular component: cytosol. Gene Ontology annotation, molecular function: metal ion binding; D-ribulose-phosphate 3-epimerase activity. NCBI's taxonomy places the organism in Eukaryota, Fungi, Ascomycota, Pichiomycetes, Serinales, Debaryomycetaceae. The transcript has a single exon. The record is from RefSeq and is a predicted model, not a curated record. Gene Ontology annotation, biological process: pentose-phosphate shunt, non-oxidative branch; pentose-phosphate shunt; carbohydrate metabolic process. The coding region runs from base 1 to 693 and encodes 230 amino acids.